Aureobasidium musti is the source of this 504-nucleotide messenger RNA. Lineage: Eukaryota; Fungi; Ascomycota; Dothideomycetes; Dothideales; Saccotheciaceae. The record is from the annotation of a GenBank genome assembly.
GACGGAGCAGGCUGGACACCCCUCAUGAUCGCCUCCUCCCUCAAAGACUCUUCCGCCUCUGACUCCCUAGUUUCCCUCCUGCUCUCCAAAUCCGCAGAUCCCACUUUAGUCACCAACACGGGCGCCACAGCUCUACACUUUGCAGCCUCCAAAACGCAUCUCGACACUGCNCAAAAGCUUUUGCAGCACAAGGCGUCUGCAAGAGUCAAAGAUAAAAGAGGCCAACUGCCUUUGCACAGAGCAGCUGCGGUGGGCAAUGUCCCAAUGGUCAAGUUGAUNGUUGGAAAAAGGAGUCCGGUGAACGCGACUGAUAAGGAUGGGUGCACGGCGCUGCAUCAUGCUAUUGCGGAGGGCCAUGGUGAUGCGGCUGUUGUGUUGCUCAAGGCGGGUGCUGAGACGGACAAGAAGGAUAGUACUGGGGCUUUGGCGAUCGAUCUUGCGCCUGAUGCUAAGGUCAGGCAUUAUAUCGUCCGUGCUGCAGAGGAGGAAGGGAUUAUGCUGUAG